CGUGCCGAGCCAGCCUGAGCCAGCCCGUGCCGAGCCAGGCCGGAGCCAGCCCGUGCCGAGCCAGCCCGUGCCGAGCCAGCCCGAGCCAGCCCGUGCCGAGCCAGCUCGAGCCGAGCCAGCAUGUCGUUCACGGCGGAGGAUCUCAACAAUGGGCAGCCGCACUGCGCGGGCAGCAAGAAGAAGAGCGGCUUCCAGAUCACGAGCGUGACGACGGCCAGGGCGCACAGCAACAGCGCCGGGGACGACACGGAGGUGAGCUUCGACCUCGAGGACGACGCCUCCACGAAGACCGAGGAGCUCGGCGGCUCCUGCUCGGACAUCUUCGACACGCCCGCUGCCGCCGCCUGCGCCGAGAUGAUUUUCCUCCCCGCGGCCGACGAGACGGAGCAGUUGGCGCCCGCCGAGCCCGGAGAUCGAGGGACGCCUGGGGCGGUGGAGUCGGGCGACGGUGGCGGCGGCGGCGGCGAUGUUGAGGAGGUUGAGCAGCCUGCUCCUGCCGCUACCUCGAUGGUGUUCAGAGCCGAUGGUGGGGCACCCGCCGUGGAGGUUGUGGUCGGUGGACACGUCGAGCAAGCGAGCUCGCAGAGCAACCAAACUUACGGUCAUCAUCAUCAUCAUCAGCAGCAGCAGUCGCAGUCUCACCUGCAGCCGCAAGCCCACGCGACUCCGCACGGCUGCAAUUCGCGAUUCCGCGUCGUCAAGCUGGUGGAGAAGGAGCCCUUCAAGAAGGGCCGCUGGAACUGCACGGACUUCUACGAGAAGGACAAGGAGGUGGUGGUGGGCCAGGCCUCUGCCCUGGCCCACCACGACGCCUGCUCCGUCGUGUCCCGGGAGAGCGUCGCAUUCUCCGGCCCGGUGCCGUCCCUCCACGCCUUCGACAGCCAAGCGUACGGGCAACAACACAACCACCAACAACACCAACAACAACAACAGCAGCAGCAGCACCACCAGCACCCCCAGCAAUGCGACCCUCUCGGCGGCGAGAGCGUCCACCGGAUGGGCCGGGACGUGCCGGCCGCGUCCUGCGGCCCGAGCCAGCCGGGUCUGGCCCCUCUCGCGGUGGCGCACCCGGCACUGCCGGGUUUCCCUCAGGGCUACUACGAAGCUGCCGCACCAGCGCCCAGCCAGGUGGCCGGCGGCGGCGGCGGCAACACGCUACCUGCGGGCAACGGGGGCGGUGGGUUCUUUGAGCAGCAGCAGCAGUUGGGCGUGCCGGGUGCUCUUCCGGGCAUAGGUUGGGCUCCGGACAAUCUGCAGAGCGUGACAGCCUCGAACGUGGGCAGCGAUGCUCUGUUGCAGGCUGGCCAGCAACAGCAACAGCAGCAGCAACAGCAACAGCAGCAGCCGUUGCAAGUUCCGCAGCAGGGCUAUGGGAUCUGCCUCGUGGAGGAAGGGACUGACAACCCUCAGCUUCAGCAGGCCCUUGGAUUCCACGGCGGUCUCUUAGAUCAGCAGAUGGAGCAGCAGCAGCAGCAGCAGAUGCCCUCCUUCGGCGUUCAGAUGCAGCCGCCGCAGCUGCCGCCACAAGCGCCGUUACCGAAUUUGUCCGAACUGCAGAUGAGGGCCAAUUCUCCGCAUCCGCCGGUGCUUCUACAGCAGCAGCAGCAGCAGGCCUGGCAGCAAAGAAUGCCGCCGCAUCCUCAAACAGCGGACGGCAAUUUCCUCCAGCAUUCGCUGGCGUCGUCGGCGGUCCACAAGCCGGCGUCGCCGAUCGCGGCCGGGUUCCCCGCGGUGCCGAAGAGCCCCCCGAGCGCCGUCACGCAGCAGCUCAACUCCGUGCUGGCGCAGAUGCACUCGUCGCAGGGCCAGCAGCAGUUCAUGGCGCAGAACCCUCACCUGCGGCCGCUGGGCACCGCGCCGCAAGCCGGCCCGGACCCCCCCCAGCAGCUUGCGCCGAUGUUUCAGCAGCAGAGCGGUCAGAGCGCCGCGGGGAGGGCGGUCAACGCCCACGUUCUCGCGCAGCCUCCGCCGGUGGCCCUGGGCUUCGACAACAUCGUGUCGAACGUCCACUCCGGCGAACCCGCCGGCGUCACGUCUCCGCUGCCCGUCGCCCUCGCCCAGACGUUCAACGUCGGCUUCGCGGACGCGGCGCAGAUGGACGCCGCGCUGUUUCCGCCGCCGCCGCUGCUGCUGCCGGCGGGAGCCGCGGGCGCCGGUCGGUACCUCCUGGGAUCGGCCGGCGUCGUGCCGCGGCUGGACGGCCACCAGCAGCAGCAGCAGCAGGCGUUCGCGGAGCCGUCAACCGCUGGCGGAGGAGCGGACGGUGCGGCGGUGGCGGUGGCGAUGCCCUCCUCUGGUGUGGCUCAAGGUGCGGUGGGCACGGCUGAAGACGACAGCUCCCCCGGAGCCAGCAUGGUCGCUAUUGACAACAAGAUCGAGCAAGCCAUGGACCUGGUGAAGUCGCACCUGAUGUUCGCGGUGCGCGAGGAGGUGGAGAUCCUCCGCGAGCAGAUCAAGGAGCUCGUGGAGAAGAACAGCCAUCUGGAGCAGGAGAACCAGGCGCUGCGCAGCCUCGCCAAUCCCGAGCAGCUGCAGGAGCUGCUGAGCCAGCUGCCCGACUCCACCCCACCGCCAGCCGCCGCCGGCGACGGCCAGAACGGCGGCAACAACAACGGCGGCGGUGGCGGCGGUGCGCCGCCCGCGGCUCAGCAGCAGCCGGCGCAAGGCAACGCGGUGCCGUCGGCCUGAAGCCGCGAUGCCAGAGCCGGCGCCCGGCGGGCCGGACGCGUGGGGGCGACGAACGGAGGGUUUCGGCGUGGCCCACCCAGACGGGGCCUCCACCGUCACCGCUCCCUCCGCCACUGGUCGAGAAUGGCGUUGCCUCGCCGUGGCGUAAAUAUCGAGGCGAAGCGGCACGGUGGACAUGGAUGAGAGAUGGAGACACGGCAGAGGUGUAGGUUCGAGAUACAGAGGUCUCCAUGCGGAGAUGGAGGUGAGAGAGGCUGCGGGCAAGAGGCAAAUAUUGAUUUGGGGUGACGGCGAGAUGACCACGAUUUGUUCAGAAGGGGGGGCGGCCUUCUCGCCAAACAAAGCCCGAUCACCCGGCAGCAUUCGUUCAACAAGCCCACGCCCUACUGAUGAGACCCAAGAAGGGCCGGAAACCAGUGCAGAGUUUUACGCUCGAAACAACCGCCGCUGGAUAAUGUCAGUUUGCAGAGGCGAUGUACCGUUGGGACUGAAACUAUAUUUGUGUUUGUGCGCGUGGAGACGCGGGACGGAGUUCCGGCCCACGCUUGGCUUUCGCCGAAGAGAGAGAGACGAGAGAGAGAGAGAGAGUCCCGGGGACGAGAGGCACGGACGGGCGGUCACGUGACCGGCCUUCGCGAAGUCGCGCGACGCCGUGCGACGCUCGCGACGUUUCACGUGGCACGCGCCCGGUUCGCCGCACGGCACCGCAGGAAAAAUACAGCGGGCGAGAAUCCCGUCGGCUUUAAAGCAUGGAAUGUGUAUGCCGUUGAUCUCUUUGUCUCGCCACGGUUUUAAAAAUGAAUGCAUCCCGACUACUGCCAGUGCUGCUACUGCUACUGCCGCGUCUUCUGCUGCUGCUGCUAUGAAUACGAUCGUCACAAGGCGGCGACUUUGAAAAGUUGCGAUGGUUUUGGGGUGGACUUUCGCAAUUAACGUUGCGCGUGUGUUAGUAUAUAUAUAAAUAUAUAUAACGUAAGGGUUAUCGCUGCUUAGACAGCCGCAGGGCUGUCCGGUUCCGUCGGACACGUGGGGUCGACUGCGCCGUUUCCCCGCGGCCCGUGACAUCACGGGGGUCGCGAGAGUUGCCGGCGGCUGAUUGGCUGUCGGGAGGGUUCUCCAUGGCUGAUUGAUGACGACCAAGAUGACGAAUGGGCGCCGCCGUGAAGUCCUGGAGAAGGGCGUCUUUUGAAUCGACGUCGUUCAGAUUGGAAUAACCCCGUCAAGGUGCAAUCCUAUGUGUGAUUAUGAUGAUGAUGAGAUCGAUAAAUGUAUAUUUUGUAUUUUAUUUCAUGGUCUCUGCCCUAUACGGCAGGCAAACCCGAGGAGAGAUUUGGCUAUUGUGUAAACCCCCCUCCCCCCGCCCAAAACACAAUUCUUUGAACGACUCGGCAAACGUUGCCGAUAAGUAAAAGUCAAACGUGGCGGUGUUUGUCAUGAGGGUGUAGGAGAAGGCCGCCACCCUUGCGAUUGCUCCAGAUCGAUGGGAUUGGUUGUACGUUCCGUAGCCAGGAAGGGAAAUUUGCGUCGACCGCCGCGCUGCGCAGGGGAUGCCCGGCCCCCGUGGCCUCGUGCUGGUGGAGGGUUGCCGCCUCUGACCUCUGACCUCUGACCUGCGGAACAAAAACCGUGGCGGUUGUAAGCACCAUCACUCGUGGAGUUGGCUCAAACGUGGCCACCGCACAGGGCCGCGGAGUUUCGGCGCAUUGCUGCGGCCGACUUCCCGCUUGUCUGCGGGUUUUCCCCGCGCCUCUGGAUCCUAACGGAAAAAAUAUCGCGCGGCGCGUUUGCACAUCCGCGCUGUUCGCAAAUAAUGCGGGGGGGGGGGGGGGGGAUGUAAAUUCGUGUAAAUGGCAAAAACAAAUGUUUGAAUGUUCUGCGGAAGCCUUUCAGAUUUCCCGGGACAGCAGCUUUCUAUCCUCCACUUCUUCCUCGUGCUCAAUCCACCCUGUCGCUCGCUCUCUCUGCUCGUGCGCGCGCCCCCUUCACCGGAACAAACUUCCCCAUCCGCGUACUCUUAGUUUUUUCGGUAAAGUCACCAUGUAGGUAAAAAAUGAAAUAAAAAUUCAUAAAAAUUAAAUAAAAAAUCACGACGUUUCGGAGGCAACACAAGUCUCCGUCAUCAGGUGGGACCGUCACAGCCAGAUUUGCUGUAUCAAGAUACAUUAAUUUUAAUUUCAUUUUGAAAUCCUUUAUAUUAAGUUCACUUGCUUGCUUGCUUGCGCGCUUACGACCGUGCAAAUCUUUCGGUCGUAUUUUAACCCACUUUUCCCGUGAUCCAAUCGAGCUGACAUUUUGCACACAGACACGUUGUGCGUGACAAUUUAUUUUCGUGAAAUUUUUUUUUUCCAAAAUGUUCCACUUUUUAGGAAAAAAAAAUUCAUAUUUAAUUUAAAAUACCAAUGUGAUAAAAAUGAAACUCUUACUCAAGCAAAACAGAAAUGAAUAAUGAAAUAAAACCGAUGCCACGCAUAUACAGGAUUUAUAGUGAAAAACUUAGUUUUUACGGGUAUUUUUUACCUACGUGACUUUACCGAAAAAACUAAGAGUAUGAAUCCUUGCAGUCACGAAAGCUUCAAAUCUAGAAUUCCCCAUCCGCGUUAAGCGGUCACCUUCGCUCACGAAGCUUCCGCUCCUCACUCACAAGCCACUUGUUCCCUUGCUCACCCCACGACCCCUUAAUCUCUCCCCGUCAUAACCACCACCGUCACUGUUUCCUCUUCAUAUUCUCAUGACGCGGCUUUCACUCAGUCACCCCAUUCAUGAAUGCAAUCCAUUCGUCAUCAUUUGCUGUCGUAAAUUUCGCUUUCACCGAAUUCAUGCAUCAUCACGGAUUUGCCCCCCCUUUCAUUCAAACCUCAUCUCCACCGUCACAUUCAUACGUCACACCACUGGUAAUUCUCUGUAAAGGGCCUUGGAUAAUGCGCCAUGUAAGUUAUUUUAAGAUAAGAUAAGUCUGAUCCCUUAGGCAUACAGAUGGCGACCCGACCCACGUGCUGUCUACCUCAUCGCCUUGCCCCGUCGCUUCCGCCUGUGACAAUGCCGUAGCGAGCGGAGCGCAGAAGCCAGACGAGAGACCGCCGGCGGUGGGUAAACGCGUCGGCUAAUUCGCGAGAGGGUUUUUUUUCUUCUUCUUUCUAAAUUGAAACUUCGGACGUGAAAUAUUACAAUGGAUUUUCACAAUUUUUAUUUUUCACAAUUUACAUUCGCUAUUUUAAAUUGGCCUUUGGCUAAGCCGCCCGCAAUGCGCCCCCCCCCCGGUCUCGACAGAUCCCGCGAGCUAAGCAGGCUUGGGCCUGGUGAGCGCUCGGUGCGGGGUGACCGCCACGCACGGCAGAGCAUAGUGGGCAGCGCGGCAACAAACAACAACGAACACGUUGCUGUACUGUACUCGUACGCUCCCACAUUUACACUCCCUGCCUCCAUCUCUCCCCGCCAGUGCACGGGGCACACAUGGCAAAGUAUGGUCAAGUAAGCCCUCCUCAUCCGGCAGUGGAUUUGCGAUGCAAAAGUACCGUGGGUGCCUAACGCUACGAAUCGUGUCGGGACGUUUUUCUUUUUUUUAAAAGCCUAAAGAAAACGUCGAUUUUGUGUCUCGAGCAAAGAUCGCGCGGGCUCAACGUGCGACCUGGAGUCGAGUCACUCCCGCCGGAGGAGCGUUCACGAGCCAGAGUGGAGCGGCUAAAUAAUCCUCAUCGACGUGGGGAGAAGCGGGUCGUCCCACGGCAAGGGUCGGCGCCCCGGGCUGGGAAUUUGGAAUUUCGAUCGUCGUUCGAACUGCUUAUGGAAUGGCGAUGGCUUGGCGAGGCCUUCAUUGAGCAGUGGAUCGAUCGCCGACGACGACGACGGUGGUGGUGGUGAUGAUGGUGAAGGCUCAAUAGUGGUGGCUAUGCACGUGGCACGUAAUCCAGCACACAGCGGAGGCAGCGAGGGUUGGCGGAUCGCACAAGUGCAUCGAUGAGGUGCCAUGGUUUGACUCGCCAGGAGGCGGCGGUACGGCGACUGUGGACUCCACCUGUUCCCUCCGUACGGGAUAGAGUGUUUCCCCCUCGCACGAGUGUGGGUUUACUCCCGGGUGCUCCGGUUUCCUCCCACGCGGAAGCGCUCGUCGAUUGGCAACGAAAGCAACUCGAUGUGCAGGUUACGUUAAAAAAAAUGUUAACACUUUUAUGGGGCUAUCGUUUUUAAUGGAAAAACAACGGGUAAUACACUGCAACAUGAUAACAAAUGUGAAGUUAAUGGCUUAAAAAAGUUAAAGGGUCUCCCACUUGUUCGCCAGCAUUGUCAACGCGUGCCUGGAAUCUUCUUCAGGUGGUCUCCAGAGCCCGGAGGCACAUUUCUGUAUUGUUGCAAAUUCUCAGAAGUGUUCACAUUUGUUUUUAAGCACCCCGCAUAGAGGGCUGCAGAGCUUGGAGCGGCUUGAAAUGCUGGCGCUGGCUCACCGCGUCGCUGCCGCCUCUUCUGUGGCUCCUCCUCCUUCGCCGCGCCGCCCUCUUGAGUCGUUCGCUCAACCUGCUCGGCUCUCAGGAGCCAUUCGUUGAGCGAAAAAAAAGCACAUCACGUUUUCUCUGUGCCAAUAUUUAACAAAGUGCGCUCUCUUUAGCCUCUGAUAAGCGAGAUAUAUUAUUGACCAGUGCCAAGCGAUAAAAUAAUUGUUAAAAGGAUUUGGAGUUGGGGUGGGGUGGGAGGGGGAGAGGUUUUGUGCAAUUUCCCCCCCCCCCUGAUUAACAAGUAGGCGACGUUGCACCAACCCAUGCGACCGAGUGCCAACGUUGGCCCGACGUUUGCACGUUUACUGGGAGAUGCUGUCAGUAUUUCACGCAAUCUCUAUGUACCGUAGCUUCACACACACACAUAUAUAAUCUAUUUUUAAAACUGGUCAAAAACAACUGGGCCGAAAGUUAAUGAGUGUUGGUGACAAUGUAAGAUAAUACAUUUGCGAUGGUUUGGACACAUAUCGAGAAUGGAUUCCAGAAAGGAAAGUAAUAAGGACUGGGGUGCCGCGGUGGUGAGAUGUUGACCUCUUCGCCUGGUAUACAGGAGGUCGUGGGUUCGAUCGCGACCCUGACGCCUGCUGCAUAUUUGGAGUUCGCGGUGUCUCUCAUCAUCACGGUGGCUAAGAGAUGUUGACCUCCUCACCUGGUAUACAGGAGGUUGUGGGUUCGAUCGCGACCCUGACACCUGCUGCAUAUUUGGAGUUCGGGGUGUCUCUCUCUCAUCAUCACGGUGGCUAAGAGAUGUUGACCUCUUCGCCUGGUAUACAGGAGGUCGUGGGUUCGAUCGCGACCCUGACGCCUGCUGCAUAUUUGGAGUUCGCGGUGUCUCUCAUCAUCACGGUGGCUAAGAGAUGUUGACCUCCUCGCCUGGUAUACAGGAGGUCGUGGGUUCGAUCGCGACCCUGACGCCUGCUGCAUAUUUGGAGUUCGCGGUGUCUCUCAUCAUCACGGUGGCUAAGAGAUGUUGACCUCCUCACCUGGUAUACAGGAGGUUGUGGGUUCGAUCGCGACCCUGACACCUGCUGCAUAUUUGGAGUUUGGGGUGUCUCUCUCUCAUCAUCACGGUGGCUAAGAGAUGUAGACCUCUUCGCCUGGUAUACAGGAGGUCGUGGGUUCGAUCGCGACCCUGACGCCUGCUGCAUAUUUGGAGUUCGCGGUGUCUCUCAUCAUCACGGUGGCUAAGAGAUGUUGACCUCCUCACCUGGUAUACAGGAGGUUGUGGGUUCGAUCGCGACCCUGACACCUGCAGCAUAUUUGGAGUUCGGGGUGUCUCUCUCUCAUCAUCACGGUGGCUAAGAGAUGUUGACCUCUUCGCCUGGUAUACAGGAGGUCGUGGGUUCGAUCGCGACCCUGACGCCUGCUGCAUAUUUGGGAGUUCGCGUGUCUCUCUCAUCAUCACGGUGGCUACGAGAUGUUAACUACCUCGCCUGGUAUACAGGAGGUCGUGGGUUCGAUCGCGACCCUGACGCCUGCUGUAUAUUUGGAGUUUGCGGUGUCUCUCUCUCAUCAUCAUGGUGGCUAAGAGAUGUUGACCUCCUCGCCUGGUAUACAGGAGGUCGUGGGUUCGAUUGCGACCCUGACGCCUGCUGCAUAUUUGGAGUUCGCGGUGUCUCUCUCUCAUCAUCACGGUGGCUAAGAGAGAUGUUAACCACCUCGCCCGGUAUACAGGAGGUCGUGGGUUCGAUCCCGGCCCUGCCGCCUGCUGCUGUAUAUUUGGAGUUCGCAUGCUCUCCCCGUGGUCACGUGGAAUUUUUUUUUCUCCGGAUCCUUCGUUUUCCCGCCCCCCCCCCC
This is a messenger RNA of Lethenteron reissneri (Far Eastern brook lamprey), 8972 nucleotides long. RefSeq names its product TSC22 domain family protein 1-like. Lineage: Eukaryota; Metazoa; Chordata; Hyperoartia; Petromyzontiformes; Petromyzontidae. Gene Ontology annotation, biological process: regulation of transcription by RNA polymerase II. The record is from RefSeq and is a predicted model, not a curated record.